AUCUAAGGUUGAAGGAAAACAAAUCGUCGGUUGAAAACCACUUUUGGGCUCAGUAGUUCAACGCUAAACUUUUACUUUUCUCAUUUUAUGAUCUUUGGCUAUGAACCAAAAUUUACUUCAUCCUAAUUAAUUUGUUGCUUCGUUACUAACGAUGGGAGUUCCGUCAUUUUUUUGUUUCCAAUUUGCAGCUUCAAAGAAAAACUAGAUUCAAGUUGAUUUACCGGUGUGGUUUUGAUCUCUGUGUUGAUAAAUCUUGAAACUCUUCAGCUUUGGGACCACAAGCAAAUCGUCUCUGUUCUUCCAUCUUCAUCUUCAAUCAAGCUUUGAAUCCAUUCAUUUUUGAAGCUCGAUUCAAAUUCCUGAGGGGUAAUGGCGGUGGAGACUUCGGGGCGGCUGAAAGUGAUCAUAAUCCAAGGGAGAGAUCUGGUGAUUCGAGAUUUCAAAACUAGCGAUCCGUAUGUCGUCGUCAAAUUGGGGAAACAGAAAGCAAGGACGAAAGUAAUCAGCAGUAACCUAAAUCCAGUAUGGAACGAGGAACUGAACUUCACGAUGGACACGAAACACUCUGCAGUCUUGAAAUUCGAAAUGUUCGACAAAGAUCUGUUCAAGCGAGACGACAAGAUGGGGCGAGCAACGUUCAACCUUCAGCCAAUGCAGUCGGCAAGUCGGCUGAGUAAGAUUCUAGGAAUAUCGGGGGGCGAGACGACGCUGAGGAAGGUGGUUCCGGGAAUGGACGACUGCUUUCAGGAGGAAUACUCGAUACGAUGCGUGGAUGGGGAGGUGGUGCAAGAUGUUUGGCUGCGCCUCACUGGAGUUGAGUCCGGAGAGAUUCAAGUCAGAAUCAUAUACGUAGAAGAUGAAAGUGUGGGGAGCUGGGCUACAAAUUGUAAACGGGAAUUUUGUUAA
Cucurbita moschata (crookneck pumpkin) is the source of this 906-nucleotide messenger RNA. Its product is annotated as protein C2-DOMAIN ABA-RELATED 11-like. Lineage: Eukaryota; Viridiplantae; Streptophyta; Magnoliopsida; Cucurbitales; Cucurbitaceae. Bases 370 to 906 code for a protein of 178 amino acids. The transcript is spliced from 3 exons. The record is from RefSeq and is a predicted model, not a curated record.